AUGGCGUCCAGUGCCUCUCGGUUCAUCAAGUGCGUCACGGUCGGCGACGGCGCCGUGGGCAAGACAUGUAUGCUCAUCUGCUACACCAGCAACAAGUUCCCCACUGAUUACAUACCUACGGUGUUCGACAAUUUCAGCGCAAAUGUAGUUGUGGAUGGCACCACGGUGAAUUUGGGUCUUUGGGAUACCGCUGGGCAGGAAGAUUACAACCGGCUGAGGCCUCUAAGCUACCGAGGUGCCGAUGUUUUCGUGCUUGCAUUCUCACUUGUGAGCCGAGCUAGCUAUGAGAAUAUCAUGAAGAAGUGGAUACCGGAGCUUCAGCAUUAUGCACCUGGGGUGCCUGUUGUGUUGGUAGGCACAAAAUUGGAUCUUCGUGAAGACAAGCACUACUUGAUGGACCAUCCUGGAUUGGUGCCUGUUACCACAGCACAUGGGGAGGAACUUCGUAGACAAAUUGGUGCUAUGUAUUACAUCGAGUGCAGUUCAAAGACGCAGCAGAAUGUCAAAGCUGUGUUCGAUGCUGCCAUCAAGGUAGUAAUCCAGCCUCCAACUAAAUUAAGAGAAAAGAAGAAAAAAAAAUCACGCAAAGGAUGUUCAAUGGAACCUCUUCUGUGGAAGAAAAAUGCUAUGCUUCAAGUCCUGAAUGGUCGAAGGGGGUCUUACAUGAACUAA
Molecule: messenger RNA, 672 nt
Organism: Miscanthus lutarioriparius
Lineage: Eukaryota; Viridiplantae; Streptophyta; Magnoliopsida; Poales; Poaceae
Source: the annotation of a GenBank genome assembly